This is a messenger RNA of Ctenocephalides felis (cat flea), 670 nucleotides long. It is a transcript of the gene Mpv17, whose product is annotated as protein Mpv17. Bases 99 to 641 code for a protein of 180 amino acids. The transcript is spliced from 2 exons. NCBI's taxonomy places the organism in Eukaryota, Metazoa, Arthropoda, Insecta, Siphonaptera, Pulicidae. Gene Ontology annotation, cellular component: membrane; cytoplasm. The record is from RefSeq and is a predicted model, not a curated record.
UAAAUUUUUAUCUUGAUUUAGAUUAAAAUUUAUAUUCUAAAAUAUUUUUAUAGUUUUUAAUUUUUAUUUACGUUGUUUUGUAUAAAUAAAAAUUAACCAUGAGGCGAGUACUUGCAGCAUAUCAAGCUAUGUUGGCGAAACAGCCCUUUCUCACUCAAGUGGCUCAAACUAGUUUAAUUAUGGGAGUCGGUGAUUUUAUAGCCCAAAAAUUCCUAGAAAAAAAGCCUUUCAGUCAGUAUGAAAUCAGCAGGACGCUUGGAUUUUGCUUUGUUGGAGCCACAGUUGUCGCUCCAUGGUUGACAGUCUGGUACAGAACUCUUCACCGUAUAGUCAAACCUAGUAAGUUCGCCCCACUUCAAAAAAUGCUCAUGGAUCAGAUAUUGAUGGCCCCGAAUUUCACCUUCGCCAUUGUAACAUCCCUGAAUUUAGUAACAGGUAAAUCGUUCCAUCAAGCAAUUGCAGAAACAAAAACUACCUAUGUGGAUAUAAUGAAAGCCAACUACUGUCUGUGGCCGUUUGCGCAAUUGGUGAACUUUUAUAUGAUGCCUUUGAAUUAUCAAGUGCUGUUCGUGCAGGUUGUUUCGGUGGGGUGGAAUUCUUAUAUAUCCUAUAAAACGCAAGCUAAACAUGAAAAGAAAUAAAUGUUGGGAAAUGGUAGAAUGAGAUGGCU